Rhodamnia argentea is the source of this 1946-nucleotide messenger RNA. RefSeq names its product transcription elongation factor TFIIS. The transcript has 3 exons. The record is from RefSeq and is a predicted model, not a curated record. Gene Ontology annotation, biological process: DNA-templated transcription; transcription elongation by RNA polymerase II. Gene Ontology annotation, molecular function: zinc ion binding; nucleic acid binding. Gene Ontology annotation, cellular component: nucleus. Bases 252 to 1382 code for a protein of 376 amino acids. Lineage: Eukaryota; Viridiplantae; Streptophyta; Magnoliopsida; Myrtales; Myrtaceae.
AUUGAUCACCAGCCGUCCAUUCUCGGAACAAGGAUCUUAGGAAUGCUAUAACCACCGUCGAUCCCUAUCAAGUCUCCUCUCCCUCUCUCUCCUCUUAUAUAUAUAUAUACGAGAAUGUUCAGCGGACAAGGCAGCAAAUCUGGAGGAGAAUUCCGAAGCGAUUAAAACCUUUUCUUCGACGCGGUGACUCUGCGCCGAGCUCCGCCUUGUCCGACCCAAACCCUCCGGGGAGUCUCUGGGGCCGCAAUCCGAUGGACAGAGAGCUGGUGGAGCUCUUCGAGAGGGCGAAGAAGGCCGCCGAUGCGGCGGCCAGUGACGGGGUGUCGUCGGAUGAUCCUGAGGUUUCCCGGUGUGUGGACGCUCUGAAACGGCUCAAGGGCUUCCCGGUUUCUUACGACGCUCUCGUGGCCACUCAGGUUGGGAAACGGCUUAGGCACCUAACAAAACAUCCUACAGAGACAAUCAAAACAAUGGCUGCAGAUGUGCUUGAGAUUUGGAAGAAGAUAAUCAUUGAUGAGACAGCCAAAAAUAAAAAGAAGUCCAGCAGUGAUGAUAAAUUGUUGCAGAAAAAUGAGAAAGCAGAUAGCAUCAAAUUUGAGAAGGGGCAGAAGGCAGGUGCAGUAAAGGUCGAUAAAUCUUCACAUGUAGAAACAGUGAAAGUUGAGAAAAUUUACAAAGGUGAUUCCACCAAGUUGGUGUCAAGUUCUCAAACCACCAAAGUUGAGAAAAAUGUUGUAGACACACUUACUCUAAUGUCUGAGAAGAAUGACAGAGAAGUCAAAGAAGAGAAACAGCCAUUGAACACUAAAAAACCAUUAGCUGGGUCUAAUGCUCCUCCGAAGUUGACAGGAUUGGUCAAGUGCAAUGAUUCUCUUCGUGACAAAGUUAGAGAACUACUUGUUGAGGCACUGUCUAAGGUUGUCAGCGAGGCUGACGAUGAUAUUAAGAACGAAGUAAAUGCAUGCGAUCCAAUCCGAGUUGCUGUCACCGUUGAAUCCCUCAUGUUUGAGAAGAUGGGUCGGUCCAACGGAACCCAAAAAUUCAAAUAUCGAUCGAUCAUGUUCAACAUCAAGGACCCGAACAAUCCAGACCUAAGAAGGAAAGUUCUUCUUGGGGAAGUUAAACCAGAGAGGCUCAUCACAAUGACCCCAGAUGAAAUGGCCAGUGAUCAAAGGCAGCUUGAGAAUCACCAAAUUAAAGAGAAAGCUUUGUUCGACUGUGAACGUGGUGGCCCGCCAAAAGCCACAACUGAUCAGUUCAAGUGUGGUCGCUGUGGCCAGCGGAAGACUACUUAUUAUCAAUUGCAAACUAGGAGUGCAGAUGAGCCUAUGACAACUUUUGUGACUUGUGUAAAUUGUAACAACCACUGGAAGUUCUGCUGAAUUGCGCAAUCUAUCGUAUGGGUCGUCAUCAGUUACUCGGUGAAACCAUCUUUAAUUUCAGGAGACCGACCUCGUGAAUUCGUUUGUUCCUGGAAGAUUAGUUGUGGGCAUUAUCCAGCUGUGGCUGAGGUCGUGACGACAAGCACCAAAGCAUGUCUGGUACAUUAUCAUUGAUGUGGUGUUUGUAAGCCUCUCAUUUGUUCUCUUCUGUAGAAUAUAAGUUGUCUGUGGAUGCAUGCUUUGCGGAAUCCAUGGGUCAUGUUUAAUGUAGGCUUUCAUAGCUCCACAGUAGGUGCAGUGUGCUCCUCAAGAGGCCCCAAUUCUUGGUCAAGAUCUCGACCACAUUGGUUGAGAGUAGUAAGGGUGAUAUGGGCUAUCUUGGGUGAUAGAGUUUUCUGUUUUAAUCAGAGUAGUAGCUAGAGCUAAUUCUCUGCAGACUCUCUAAAUGACUUUCAAUCUAUUUUUCAUUGAACUGCUUUUCUUGGUUUGUAUCUUAAAUAACUCCGUUAAUCAAUUUCUCUUGGAAGUCUUUGGAUAUAAAUCUAGAUCUUUGUGUUGCAUGAA